Messenger RNA from Pichia kudriavzevii, 1035 nucleotides. RefSeq lists its product as uncharacterized. The record is from RefSeq and is a predicted model, not a curated record. Bases 1 to 1035 code for a protein of 344 amino acids. Lineage: Eukaryota; Fungi; Ascomycota; Pichiomycetes; Pichiales; Pichiaceae. The transcript has a single exon. Gene Ontology annotation, cellular component: Set1C/COMPASS complex. Gene Ontology annotation, molecular function: chromatin binding; protein binding.
AUGUCACUAUCGAGUCUUCCCUCUGUGUCCCUAGGAGAGUCACAAGUGAAAAAUUUGACUCCAGUGAAACUAUUCCCAGGGAAGGAUACCCCUUUCACUUCUCUUGCACAUAACCCGCAGGGGACGUUCUUCAUCACCACAUCUCCUGCCGGAUCCUUGCAACUAUAUGAUGCCCUGCGAGGCCGACAUUCCAAGACAAUUUACUCUAAAAAAUACGGAUGUUCGAAUGGCACUUUUUUACUGAAAGCAUCGCAGCAAAGUACACCGAGUUCGUGUGUUAUUGCAUCAACUAUACCAGCAUCUAAUAAUAAUAAGGCAAACAAUGCGUUACGAUUUUUAGACUUGAACACAAACUCGUUCAUUCGAUACUUUACAGCUCAUACUGCUCAAGUUACUUCUGUUGUUUCAUCCACAUCCACAUAUUAUGGCUUUGAUACAUUUUAUUCUGCAUCGAGGGAUGGUACUAUUCGGGUGUGGGACUCUCGAACAGAAACCCCUAAUUCCACAUUGGCAGGAAUGGGUAGAAAUCCAGUAAUAUCUAUUGAUCCCUCAGGGUCCAUUAUGGCCAUUUGGAAUGGUUCCAAAAGAGUCGUCAAUCUGGUACAGGUGGACUAUUUCCCCAAUGGUCUCAUUUCGAGCAUCCCCGUAGACGUGAAUGGUGAUGUCGAAUGCAUGAAAUGGGCCGGUAAUUUACUUAUAGUGGAUGUCCCCGGCCGUGACAAAAUUGUCAUUGACACACUCCAGCAUUCGGUGGUUAGUCGAUUAGUUGGUGUUACAGAGUUUGUUACAGAUACUGACGAUGUCGUGAGAAGUGGAAGCCUUGACAUUACUCCUGAUUCUAAGUGGUGUUUUGGUGGUAGCGGUGAUGCGUCAAUACUGGCAUGGUCGUUACACGAUCUAAGCCCUAAACAACGUCCGAUAAUCAUAGACUCUUUGGUGGAUAAACAAGCCAUACCCAGAAUAGUUGUCCAUAAUCCUAAAUUGGCGUGUUUAGUUACUGCGGACACAGAAAUAGUGCUCAACCUUUACAGUUGA